GAAUGGAAUCAGUCAGGCCCCGCCUCUCUCCCCUGCCCGGCUGCCAGCUCAGGGACAGACACAGUACGGAGGCGCAAGGUCUCACCCUGAGGGGAUAUGGCAUCCAUGGCAGCGGCCAUCGCUGCCGCCCGCACCGCCUCUAUGUCCGGCAACCGGCCCCUGGAUGAGAAAGAGCGGAGCCGCUUCGCCUACUUCUCCUCGCUGAACCCCAUGGCCCGGAAGAUCAUGCAGGAGAAGGAGCGGCUGAAGCAGCGCUAUGGGCCGGACUGGGAUCGGAUGGAGCCCCGGGAACAAGAGGAGGCGAUCGAUCGGCACAUGGUGGAUCCGCAGCUCCGUGCCCGCUACGCCUUACACCGUGAGACCGGCGAUACCCAAGCGGUGCCCUCUUACCCUGUGCUCAAGCUCCACACCGGCCAGAAGGUGGUGCACUUCGGGGAGGAGGACAUAACUUGGCAGGAUGAACACUCUGCACCCUUUUCCUGGGAGACAAAAAGCCAGAUGGAAUUCAGCAUUGCCUCCAUGUCUGUCCAAGAUUCCACCAGCACCCCAGCACAGACUGAGCAAAAGCAAACCCCCAAACCUCCUGGGCCCAUCGUCCAGAAUAUGAAAUCCCCUCUUGGAAACCAGCAAGCCAAAGCGACGCCAGCUGGCAAGGCCUCCAAUUCGGACGCCUCUACUCCGCUGCGAAAAGAAGAAGAGUCGGCUUUCUGGAAGAUUACCUUGGAACGCUCGAAGAUAGACAACUCGCAGUCUGAGUUUCCCUCGCUCACUCCCAGCCAGAUCAAAUCUUUGGAAAAGGGAGAAAAGCCCCUUCCCAGCUACUGUAGGCAAGAUUCCUUCCAGAAGGAGAAGGAAGCGGUCAAACCUGAGAAGGCAGAGAAGCCACUGGUGGUGACCAAGCAGCCAAAGACCACAAACUUCAACCUGCCCUCAAUUAGCCUGGAGUCAAAUAAAGCACAGCCAAGCCGCCCUUCUGUCAGCACUUUAGAUGAUGUCUUUCUCCCGGAGCCAGCAACCCCGGCAGUGCCUGUCACACAACCCAAAAAACCUGAGACCGAAGAGGUCUCAACAGAACCUCAGCUCUUUUCACAAAUCAAUACGAGCAGCGUUGUGCUAAAGACCGGCUUCGAUUUUCUAGACAACUGGUAACGGUGAGGCACACUGCGGAGGAGCAGAUGAUGAUUGAUGUGUGGGUUUUUGCAACCUUUCUUGCCUCCCAACAGAGGGCUUUGCGCAACUGUUCCCUUGCUUCUGUCUACUAUUGUGAUGUUCCAUUUGAAGUUUGUAAGUCUUGUUAUGGUAAGGUCAAGCUUUUUAGAGGGUAUAAAAUACCGUUACGUAGUUUUAUUUUUUUUUUUUUUUUAGACCAUAAGACGUGGCAUUUUAAAGGGGUAUCUAAAGGGAAGCUAUCUGUGUAAACUCUGUGUGGCCCUGUGAUUGUGUGUUUUUCAGUACUGAUUGGCUUUCCUGUUUGUCUGUAUUUACAUGAGGAUCCCUGUAGGGGGCGUGCAGUUCUGUGUAUUGUGGACCACCAAACAAGGUUGACAAUCAUUAGGGUGUAUGACAUUGUGGCUUAUUCACCCGACCUAUAUUUUGCAUUGGUUGCUAUGGCCAGAAUAUUGCUGUAGUAAUUGUAUAGAUUUCUCAAGAGAUUUAAUGAACACUCCAUGUGGUACAGGGUCUUACAUCUUCAUGAAGGUAAAACGGAGGCAAUAUGGCCACACCCAGGAAACUUUCACAAAUUCAGAAUGACAGGUUGCACACUGUUCUGUGUAAAACAGGUGAUGGGACUGCUGACUGAAUCACUGUGUUAAUAUGUGGUCUCUUCUUACCUGGAUGAGCCAGGAACCCCCAAACACAUACUUAUGUAGGCCAUCUCACCAAUCACUGUGUGGAUGCUUAGCUUCCUCUUGUUCUGGUUUGUUUAAUAACCCCAAGCACAUCCUAAUGGAGGCCAUCUCCUCAAGUACUGUGGGGCCUUCUCUAGUUCUGGUUUGGUCAGUAACCUCAAGCACAUACUAAUAGAGGCCAUCUCUUCAAUCAUUGUGUGGACCUUUGGCCUCUUCUUGUUCUAUGUUGGUCAUUAACCACAAGGAUAUGGGGAGGUUUCCUUGGUGGCCUGGUUUUCAGAUAUUGAUGGAAUUGCCAGGUUGAAGCACAGGUGGUCAUCUUUAGACCAUGCAAGGUCUCUAGAUGUUACUUCAGAGACUGAUCAAGUGUCAAAUAAAUAUAUAAAUUAUAUAUAUAGUGCCUUCCCUAGACAGAGUGCCAAUUUGUACAGUUUCUGUGAGGAAGUGCCCAUACCCACCUAACCAUGCAGACCUGUUAGGCAUAUAUACAAUAUAUUGAUGACAUUAUUAUAGUGUUAUAAUUGAAAAAGGAUUAGGUUGCUGUGAGUGCUCCAAAGCCUUCUGGGACUCCUAUAGUGGCAGCAUAGAGACUCAACCAAGUCUUCCCUGCAGCAGUCACCUUAGAAGACUAUGGUAUAAGCACCUUUGAUACCACACUGCUUGUUCUAGACUGAAUUUGAAUACUGCUAUGUGCAGAGAUUUUUUAGCUUUCUGAAUAUUGCAUUAGGGAAAUAUGGGCAGUGCGGGAAAUUAAUUUGCCAAAGCACCAAAAUGCUUUCAUUUAUUCAUGAAGGUUACGAUAAUAAUAGCUGAAGGGAGACAGUCGCGUCAGGUCACAAUGGAAGCCAUUGGGCAUUGUGUUGCCAUUAUGGUUACAAUGUAUCUCAAUAAGCUAUUUAAUCCUCUUAUUUUGUAACAUUCCCAUGGGUAAGGUGCAGUUAAGCUAAGAUUUAUUGUGCCGUGCAAACAAUGCGCUAUUACUAGUUAGAGGACCAGUAAAGAGGAAACAAAGGUUCUUUUAAUUACAUUAACAUUCGUUUUAUAUCUGAUUCUUUAAAGGAUAAGUAAAUCUUUAAAACAAAUGAUUGUCAAAUUGAUGAGAGUGCCAUUCUAAGCACUUCUACAAGAUAUAAAGAGGAACGUGUCCUGUAAAUACCAAUGAACUUUGCUACAACUGCUAGUAAGUUUCUGACCGCGAUCCAGUGAAGGAACUUCCAAUAACUUCUCAUAUCUUUCCUAACCAGAACAGCCCUUUUUCUGACAACUUCCUCCACUGGAUCAUGGUUGGAAACUGACCAGCAGAUAGUAUUGGAACAAAAUUCAUUCAUAUUACCAGUACAUAUUUCCCUUAAUAUCUUGGACUCUUAAAAAUGUACAUGGCAAAAGUGUUUAGAAUAGCACUCUAAUGUUACACUCACUUGUUUUAAUGGUUUACUUAUCCUUUAUGUCAGGGGUCCCCAACCUUUCUUACUCGUGAGCCUCAGUCAAAUGUAAAAAGACUUGGGGAGCAACACAAGCACCAUAAAAGUUCAUGGAGGUGCCAAAUAACUGCUGUGAUUGGCUAUUAGGGGCCUCUAUGCACACUAUCAGCUUACAGGGGGCUUUAUUUGGUAGUAAAUCGUGUUUAUUCAACCAAAACUUGCCCCCAAGUCAGGAAUUCAAAAAUAACUCCCUGGUUUGGGGGCACAAAGAGCAACAUCCAAGGGGUUGGGGAUCACUGCUUUAUGUAAUUAUUGAACCUAAGAAUAAUACCCAAAGUAAUACCUGCAUUACUAUGUUACUGGCUCUUUAAGGACAGAGACAAGAUACAAUUUAGAAGGAAAAAUUCUGCAUUGAUAGGGAUUGUAUAAAAAAACAAAACUUAAGCCUUAAUAAGCAACUGGCUGUCUUGGAUGCCAUAUUGCCAGAUACAUGGAAACAAUAGGCAGAAAGAAAAGUAAAGAUGGCUCUUUCUGCCGCUGUGCACUAUGGGACUCUAUAUAACACUACCUGGGAUACAAGUAGGAUACUUUUUGCAUGAAAGAGACAUACUGACCAAUUGAAGGGAAUAAAAAAAAAAUUGGUGUACCUUGGCCAUCUUCUUGCCUUGUGUUGGAAUGUCAGCAAUAGAACCAUCCAACCGUAUCUUCAUGAUAUGUUGGCCACUUAAGGGCAAGGCCAUGCUGCUUUUAACUGAAAAUUUGCAGCAAUGCCAUUUGCUAAGGAUUUGCACAGAACACAAAAGGUUAAUUUCCCAAAUGAGUUAAAGAGUCUGUUCACCCUCAAUGUCCAAAUCUUAUUAAACCACCAAGAAUGCUCUUAAUAUGUAAAAAUGCCACUGUUAAAGCUAUUUAUACCUGUUAAAUCAGUCUUCUGUCUCUCUGAUCAGUUUUCUAAAGGCAUGGGAGUGGCCUAUUUUCAACCUGACUUAAUGAGAACUUCCUGUAUGCUUACAUCAUCACGUCCAGGCUUUGCCCUUACUUUUUCCUUGAUUGGUUAAUUUCUCCCUUGCAAUAGCAUAGGCAAACACUCAGCAUAACACAAAUCUAACAUCAUGUUAUAGGAGCUGCCAGUACUAUGCCUGACAUCAUAAAAGUAAAGAAGUGACUGAAGUGUUUAUAGGGGUCACCGAUACCCCCAGCACAGGGUCUGUGCAGAAGUGAAGAAUCAGCAGCAGCAAACAACCCCUUUAAAUGUAUGAAAGCAAAAAACCUGGGCAAUGGUGUGUUACAGAACUCAUCAAGUUCUCAUCUGGUAAAGGAGAUAGUUGCUAAAUCUCCAAAAGCAUUAAAAAAACAGUACGAUGAGACAUUCCAUUUAUACACAGCUAUUUCAGCAUAGGGAACAGACACAAACACACAAUUUUCUUUUACAUUAUAGGUUAAAGGCAAUACAUACCCUGGCGAGAGUGAAAAGACACUUCAUUGGCCAACUCUCAGGUUUUGGAGUUCAGGGUUUUGAACCUCUUGUCCUUAAUAUCCACAUCUGCGGUGCUGAUUUGCUUGGUAUUCCAGGGUCCAGUCAAUUUAGUGGAUAGAUUGCACACAUUUUUGGUGUAUCUUCUGUGUUUAGUGUGAAUUUUUAAACUUUGCAACUUUACAGGGAAGGUAAAUGCCAGAUUGAAGAUAGUAUCUUUUCAUUAGUAGUAGGGCACAAGGCCUUUUUGCAUUAUAUCAAUGCCCAGUGAAACCCUUUUCUGUUGUGCCCCCUCCCUAAGCACAUUAAUGCACACUGAGCAGUCACUAAACCCUAGAAGAAUAGGAAGCUACUGGCACAAGAGGGGCCUGUGAUCUGUAAUGUAAGUGCCACAAGUCUGCUGGCCGGGGAAGAGGCAUGGUAGCCCUAAUACUAAUGAAACAAAACAGUGUUUAAUCUGAGCUUUAUUUUCUUUAAUUUUAAGAUUUUUGUUCUAAACAUUACAGUCUAACUAAUCUGCCUUAAAUGCCCCUAGCGCAUGACCUACAUUGAAUAGCAGGUGUCGCAUUUUGCUUUUUAAUGUGGUUGCUUGGUCCAAGUGUUACUGUGCAUUUAGUAUUGUUAAUGAAAUGCUUCUUUAUGGAACCAUACUUCCCCAGCUAAGAGCUGCCUUGCUUAGCACUGAAGCAGAGCAGCAGUUACAGUGAAGGGGACACAGGGAUCCUUUUAUACGGUUCCCACUACUACAUUGCUAUACAGUGAGCAAAGUGAAGUGCAUGGAGUAAAAAGGUCAUAUUGUCUAUAUUUUGUAUAAAGCUGUGUGUAAAUGAUUUACUUUUAUGGAUGUUUGUGUAAAUUAUACUCCAGAGCUCCCUGCUGUGGCGGAGCAAUGUAUGGCAGACCACCAUUUACCAUAGUAUUAAGUGCCCCCCUCCCUUUUCCUGUUACUUUGCGCUAAGAAGCAAAAUCAGUUCAAUUUUGGGGAGAUGGGGGCUUCCCUCACAAAGUAUAUAAACUUUUUAUGAAGAUCUUGUUGUCUUGUUGCCUUUUAUACUCUAAAUGAUAACCUUUAUUAAAGUCAGUGGAAUAUUAAG
Molecule: messenger RNA, 5839 nt
Organism: Xenopus tropicalis (tropical clawed frog)
Lineage: Eukaryota; Metazoa; Chordata; Amphibia; Anura; Pipidae
Gene: c10h1orf198
Product: chromosome 10 C1orf198 homolog
Exons: 4
Coding region: 97-1149 (350 amino acids)
Source: RefSeq, a predicted model, not a curated record